AUGAAGGGGUUGCCCUGCCCAUGCCCUGCCCUGCCCCAUUUGUGGUGGCUGGGGUCUUGCUUCAUGGCUGAGGGCUCGGGGACUCAGGCCCCGGGGAAAGGGCCCCGGCUCAGCAUCCAGCUCCUGAGAGCCCAGUACGAAGGCCUGCGUCGGCAGCAGAGGGCCCAGGCCCACCUGGUGGUGCUCCCGAAAGGAGGGUACGCGUCUGCUCCUGCAGAGUCCAUGGUCAGUGCUGUUUGGAUUAACAAGGAGAGAAGGUGUUCCCUGUCUCUGGAAGAGGCAGAUCCUGAAGCAGAGGUGAUGCUGGAGGAGGCUGACAGAGGCUGUCUUCAGGUCCCCGAAUCUCCAUGGCACAAGCACCUAGAGAUGCACCGCUGGGUCCAGACCUUCCAUCAGGAAACCGGUCUUCAAGUGAAACACAAGGGCAAGCUCAUGGGGUCCGAGCAAAGGCUCCCUCAGGAAGGAGACCCGGGCUCGUUUGAAAACAAUCAGAUGACUCAGCAAGGGACCAGCAUUCUGGAAACAGCCCGGCAUGAAUGUCAGGAGGACAAUGUCCAAACAAACGCAGCGGGAUCUGGCUUAAAUAUCGGCAUUCAGUGCCCUCCUUCCAUAAAGAACCCACACAGGUCUGAAAAACCAGCUCACUAUCCAUUUCCCCAGAGGAAAACUCCCAGGAUCUCUCAAGCUGCCAGGAACCUGGGCUUAUAUGGCCCAGCCUGAGGCUUUCUACUCAGCCAAAUGUCUCAACUUUGAAACUAUCGAUGACCUCAUCAAAGAACAUGGGAGGCAGAGCCACAGCUAGGGCCUCUAGCUAUGCACAAGAGCUAGACUAACUCAGUUG
This is a messenger RNA of Lynx canadensis (Canada lynx), 841 nucleotides long. RefSeq names its product chromosome D4 C9orf152 homolog (gene CD4H9orf152). The record is from RefSeq and is a predicted model, not a curated record. The transcript is spliced from 2 exons. Bases 1 to 720 code for a protein of 239 amino acids. NCBI's taxonomy places the organism in Eukaryota, Metazoa, Chordata, Mammalia, Carnivora, Felidae.